Molecule: messenger RNA, 240 nt
Organism: Ectocarpus sp. CCAP 1310/34
Lineage: Eukaryota; Phaeophyceae; Ectocarpales; Ectocarpaceae
Source: the annotation of a GenBank genome assembly
GGGGGGCCGAACAUUCAAGAUAUGGUGCUUUGGCGAUGGGGAGUAGCGGGGCUGCUGGCUUUGCUCUCUUGUAGCACCACCAACGCCGGGAGGUCUACCGCUGGGAGCAACGACCCUAUGGAUCUCCUGAGCAGCGUGUCCGGCACAUACACGCACUUUGUUGACGACGACUUGUCCGUUACGGUCAGCUACGACUUGCAGGACGACUCCAGCAUACCGUUCAGCUACCUCACCGGUUAG